Messenger RNA from Phalacrocorax carbo (great cormorant), 5618 nucleotides. The record is from RefSeq and is a predicted model, not a curated record. NCBI's taxonomy places the organism in Eukaryota, Metazoa, Chordata, Aves, Suliformes, Phalacrocoracidae.
CCCCGCCCCCCUCCUCCCCCCGCCCAACGGCUCUCCGAGAGCCGCCGCCGCCGUUGUUGUCAGUUGCGUCUCGGUACUCGCUGCAGCCGCAGCGGCGGGGCCCGGCGGAGCGCUAAGCCGGGCAGCCAAGCGCGGGGCGGGAGUCACCGCAACUGCCGCCCCCACACGAGCUUUACCCACCCCCGAGUUUACCCGCUGGGGUCCGCGACCCUCUCCCUCCGUUUCCGCCGCGCUCCCCGUCCCCGCCGCCGCUCCCGAGGGCGGUCGAGGCGGGUGCUGCCCAUGCAGGGGGCGGCGCGGGGCGCGGCGGCCCGAGGAGACGCCGGUGCUGCAGGCGGGGUGGAGGUCUCAAACUGAAUUCCCAUGGACUUUGUGGAAGUAGACAGCUGGAUAGAGAAGAGGUUAUACCAUGGCUCCAGCUGAGAGAAGCAGUAAGGUAUGCUUGGAAGUGACAAUGGACUACUUAAUUGCAUUAGAUACUCUUAUAUGAAAAGAUCACGUUUCCAAAGAGCUUAAACGUUAUUUCGUCUUCUGGAACAGAAUGGCAGGCUUCAAACGAGGAUAUGAUGGAAAAAUUGCAGGAUUGUAUGACUUGGAUAAAACUUUGGGCAGAGGCCAUUUUGCUGUGGUCAAACUCGCUCGGCAUGUCUUUACAGGUGAAAAAGUAGCAGUAAAAGUAAUUGACAAGACCAAACUGGACACUCUAGCCACCGGACAUCUUUUUCAAGAAGUUAGAUGCAUGAAACUAGUGCAGCAUCCCAAUAUAGUACGGCUGUAUGAAGUGAUUGACACCCAGACCAAGCUUUAUCUUAUCUUAGAGCUAGGUGAUGGAGGAGAUAUGUUUGAUUAUAUCAUGAAACAUGAAGAAGGCCUGAAUGAGGAUCUGGCAAAAAAAUACUUUGCUCAAAUAGUUCAUGCUAUAUCCUACUGCCAUAAACUGCACGUAGUUCACAGAGACUUAAAACCAGAGAAUGUGGUCUUCUUUGAAAAACAAGGACUUGUGAAAUUGACUGAUUUUGGCUUCAGCAACAAAUUUCAGCCUGGAAAGAAGCUCACCACAAGCUGUGGAUCUCUUGCAUAUUCUGCUCCUGAAAUUUUACUUGGGGAUGAAUAUGAUGCACCAGCAGUGGAUAUAUGGAGUUUGGGGGUCAUCCUCUUCAUGUUGGUUUGCGGACAACCACCGUUUCAAGAAGCAAAUGACAGUGAAACUCUGACUAUGAUAAUGGACUGCAAAUACACAGUGCCACCUCAUGUGUCCAAAGAAUGUAAAGAUUAUCACACAUUUUAUAAAUGGUUGAAGGAACUGCUCACCACUGACGGGCUUUGGCCACCACUCUUGCUGGAUAAAUUACAAGGUGUUGCUGAGAAUAUUGUUUUAAAAAGUCUAAUUACGCGGAUGUUGCAGAGAGACCCGAAGCGAAGGGCAUCUUUGGAAGAGAUUGAAAACCAUGCGUGGCUCCAAGGAGUUGACCCGUCUCCUGCAACAAAGUACAAUAUUCCUCUUGUGUCAUAUAAAAAUCUGUCUGAAGAGGAACACAACAGUAUAAUACAACGCAUGGUUCUCGGUGAUAUUGCAGACCGAGAUACAAUAGUGGAGGCAUUGGAAACAAACAAAUACAAUCACAUCACUGCUACUUACUUCUUACUAGCUGAAAGGAUUCUGAGAGAAAAACAAGAGAAAGAAAUUCAGACCAGAUCUGCAAGCCCUAGCAACAUCAAAGCUCAGUUCAGGCAAUCGUGGCCAACAAAAAUCGAUGUACCCCAAGACCUGGAGGAUGACCUUACGGCUUCUCCUCUGUCCCAUGCAACUGUUCCUCAGUCACCAGCUCGCACAGCUGAGAACGUUCUCAACGGCCACAGAAGCAAGGCCCUUGGCGAUGCAGCAAAGAAAGAAGAUAUCCCUGAAUUAGCUGGACCAGCGCUUUCAGCAGUCCCGUCAGUGAGCUUAAAACCCACUACAAGUGGCAGGAAGUGCUUGUUCAGAGUGGAAGAAGAUGAAGAGGAGGAUGAAGAAGAUAAGAAGCCUAUUUCUCUUUCUACUCAAGUUGUUCUGCGCCGUAAGCCUUCAGUUACGAAUCGUCUUACUUCGAGAAAAAGUGCACCGGUCCUCAAUCAAAUCUUUGAGGAGGGGGAGUCAGAUGAUGAGUUUGACAUGGAUGAGAACUUACCCCCAAAGCUCAGCCGGUUAAAAAUGAACAUUGCUUCACCCAGCACAGUGCAUAAACGCUAUCACAGGAGGAAAAGCCAGGGGCGGGGCUCUAGCUGCAGUAGCUCAGAAACGAGCGACGACGACUCGGAAAGCAGACGACGCCUAGACAAAGAUAGUGGGUUUACCUACUCCUGGCAUAGACGGGAUAGUAGCGAAGGGCCCCCUGGCAGCCAAGGCGAUGGUGGUGGACAAAGCAAACCAAGUAAUGGCAACGGAGGGGUCGACAAAACGAGCCCAAGUGAUAACAACAAGGGUGGGGGGAGUCCCUCCGGGAGCUCCAGUGGUAGCACCAACAACACUUCAGGUUCCACUCGUAGGUGCGCUGGAUCCGGAAACUCAAUGCAGCUAUCGUCUAGAAGUGCAGGGGAACUGGUUGAAAGCCUGAAGUUGAUGAGCCUUUGCCUAGGUUCACAGAUUCAUGGCAGCACUAAAUACAUUAUUGAUCCUCAAAACAAUCUGUCCUUUUCAAGUGUAAAAGUACAGGAGAAAUCAACGUGGAAAAUGUGUAUAAGUUCCAACGGAAGCACAAACCAGGCUUCAUCGUUGGGCAACCUAAAAUUUUUUUCUGACCAAAUGUCAGACACAGCAAACGAAUUGGAACGGAUAAAGAACAGGAACUUGAAAAACAAUGUGCUACAACUACCUCUCUGUGAAAAGACGAUAUCUGUGAAUAUUCAGCGGAACCCAAAGGAGGGGCUGCUGUGUACCUCCAGUCAAACCAGUUGUUGUCAUGUCAUUUGACAAUGACCUGACUUUAAUAGCUCGAUCUACUUGACAGCAUUAUUCUUCCUGUUCAGAGCUGUGAACACCUUGUCACCGGACCCCCUUUUGUUGUCUUAAGAUUUUUAAGUGGGCUUUGAGCAGUUAUUUAUUAUACUUUAAGUUUGUGUUUGCUUGAUGGUAUGACAAUGCAUGGUCUUUGCAUGCUGCUAGCCAAUAUGUUUUUCUUUUUCAACAAAACAGAAUAUUUUAUUGUGUAAUUUUUACAUUUAUAAUUUUACUAUGGAAGAUCCAGAUUAAAUUAAAAUAAAUACCUGGAUCUUCAUGUAAAUGGAGCACUUAGAAGUUUCAUGUUCUGCACUUAAACUAGAGAGAGGAGCUUUUGUUUGCUUGUGAAAUGUUAAUUCUUGUUCUGACCUUCUGUGAUAACUAAAAUACGUGAUAUGUGGCAUACUUCUAUGUGUCUGAAACAGAACCAAAGCAAUAAUGUUUUGAUGCUGAAAACUCUUCAGGGAGCUUUCAGAUGUUCCAAGGCUUGUACAAAGCAGAGAUGCACUGAAAAUUAGUGAUCUUGAAAUACGAUUUUAAACCCACACCUAUUUGUCUUAAGCUAUGAUACGGAUGAAGUUGUGGCUCAAAAAUCAAACUGAAAAGAUCUCGUUUUGCUGCAGGCAGUUUUCUUUUAAAAAAAAAAAAAAAAAGGCAAGUAGAUUUGUAAGGCAGCUUUCUCCCAUAGAAAUGUGUUAAUAUUACAAGCAGACAAUCUUCUUUUUUAAUAUAACAAAGGUAAAUUAUUAAGUCUACUUCUGAGUUUUUACAUGCUAACUGAAAAUAAAGUAUUUGUAUGACUUACUUUUGUUAUUAGUAUAUCAUGACACUUAAUAUUUUAGGCUUUUACCCUGUAAACCUUCUCCCUUAUCCUCCUCUCCCCUCCCAUCCCCUCCCCACCCCGUGAUUUCAAAAGGCAAUAAGGGAUGGAAAACCUUUAAGUAAUUGGAUUCAAAUUCGAAUUGUUAUUGUCACAUUUUCCUCAUGAUUACUCUUUCUGAGACUUAAAAUACUGCUGUUCCCCACAUGUACACCACUUAUUUUCCCCUCAGUAAUCAUGCUUUUUCUUAAAGUCCAUUUAAAGUAGCAGAUAGGAACGUAUUUGUUUUACAGCUCUUAGCCUUUCUGUCAGGUUUCCCAUUGCCAUGGCAAGGUCUUGAUUUAGAGUAUUUCUGUACAAAAGGAUACUUUUGACCAGAUGAAUUAACUUUGUGGAAUUUUAUUACCUAGAAUAAAAUAUAUUGCAGAUUGCUAGUUUUGGGAAGGGCAAGAAUGUUUUAUUUUUUCAUGCUGUGCACUGGGUCUUCUAAGCAAUGCUAGUGAAACUGGUGGUAUUAUGUAGCAGCGCCCUGGGCAGACAGUGGCCGUCUGAGAGGAAUUUACGUUGUCGAGCAUCUUGUGACACUUGCAGAAUGGUCAAAUACAGCGCAUUUCGCAUCCACCGCAGAGUGGGCAGAGCACCAAAGAAAGGCGUUACGCUUGGUCAUCGUUUCUACAGCUCAUGACAGCUCUUCUUGAUGAGCGAAAGGCUUUACUAAGAGAGUCUAAAUUGCAUGGGGUGUUCUUACUGGCUAGCCUAGCCAGGGAUAUUACGUUCUGCUUCCUAAGCAAGGCAAAGGAUAAGCGUUUUACUUCUCUAAGUUUUAAACUCUAGUUGCAGUUUAGUCAGCGUGAUACUUAUAAAUCAAAAGCUACAAGAGCAGAUGUGUGGGUGAAGCCAUAGAACAUAUUUGCUUGAAAUUCCUGAGCAGGGAUCUUACCAAGGGCCAGAAAUGAGAUGUGUGGUUCACAGACAGUGAGCGUAACAUCCAAGUAGGAGAUGAGUUUUUAAAGGGCAUUGGCAAUAAGCUUAUUUGUUGCAGCUUUUUUUCCAAGUAUUGUAAAUACUCUUUCCUGAUAUUAUGUACAGCCUUGGAAUGGCACCUUUUAACUAACCCCAGGUGUAUUUUGUUUCCAAUGUUUUUAUAUACGACUGUAUAUAUGGUGCUCACUUUAGAACAGCAGUGUUGACCAUUUAUGCUGCAUAGUUGUAUUAUAGCCUUAUAGCUGUGUGUGGUUGGUUGAACCUUUGGGUGUACAGGUGUCAGUCUGAGUGGUGUCCCUUAUCCCUUUGUUGAUAGGUGAAUGACUGUGCAUGUGGUGUAUGUCGUAUUAUGUCGUCAUGUAAAAGGAAGGGCGAGAAUAACCACUACAUUAAGAUAAUAUUGGACCAAACUAUUUAGAGCGAGUAAACAGAUUCUUGUACCCCUUAACGUGUCUUUAAAAGUUGCAUAUAGUUACAGUAGUGUAUAAAUUAAAUAUUGUGGGAAAACAAUUAGUCUUGUAUUUUUCUGUAUGUGUGUAUAUAAAUAUAUAUAUAAAAAAAUAAUGUACCUCUAGCAACUUAAUCUGUAUUUAAGAUGUGACAAUCUUGACACAGAAUUUUAAGAGUAGCAGUAUAAAUAAGCAGAAUUACUGAACAGAAAUAUAAAAAUUUCUCACCAAGAAAAGAGUCCAUGUGCGUGUGUUAAGAGGGUACAGAAAUAUCAGCUGGUCUUAUUGCUUCCAGCAAUGUUUGGCUUUUUCAUUGUAUAAACAUUCACGGUGUGCGACAGAAAUGGAAAAUCCGGUUAAUAAAAGUGAUAUCUCAAUUGAUGCAUAA